UGUAUGAGUGUGUGUGUGUGUGUAUGAGUGUGUGUGUAUGAGUGUGUGUGUGCCAUGACGUCUCUUCUGUGUUUCGUUUUGCCUCGUGCGUUGAUUUCAUCACAGUUCAGUCUUUGGUGAAGGAGGAGAGACUCUCACUUCAUCUGCUCUUACUGAGACUGUGUGUGUGUGUGUGUGUGUGUGUGUGUGUGUGUGAAGUGUGACUUUAAUGCUGUGGUUCUCCUUCGGAACUGGACGCGACUGGAACACACUGGAGUGUGAGAUGGACGCAGCGAAGGCGACGUCUCGUCCUGAUACACAGACACAGCAGAUGAACGUCUCAGGGAAUCAGACGCAGAACAGGACGUGUGUAAACAUUGAGGAGAGUCCGAUUAGCGACUUGCUAGUAGGCAUCUACAUCACCGCGCUGGUGCUGGGCCUGGUGUUUAACCUUCUGACGGCGUGGCCCAUCAUCCAGCAGAUCUGCAAGAAGAACGUGCUGGGCGUCUACCUGCUCUGCCUGUCCGUCUCAGACGUCCUGUACAUCCUCACCAUGCCGCUGUGGAUCCUGUACUACUCCAACGACCACCACUGGACGCUCCACCCCAAGCUGUGCAAGCUGGCCGGCUUCGUCUUCUACUCCAACAUGUACAUCAGCAUCUACCUGCUGUGCUGCAUCUCCAUCGACCGCUGCCUCGCCGUCACCUUUCCUCUGAAGAUCAAGACUUUCCGGCGGUACAGGUACGCCUGGGUCAUCUCUGGGUUCAUCUACGUCAUCACCACCAGCCUGCACUUGGUGGUAAUCGCAAAAGACAACUUGGACCCUCUGGAUGACCACAAGCGCUGUUACGAGACGUAUCCCAUGACGGAGCCCAUGUCCCUGUUUAACCUCCUGCGCGUGGUCAUCGGCUUCCUGCUGCCGCUGCUGGUGUUGGCCGUGUGCUACUUUCAGAUCUUCAGGAAGGUGAAGAAGAGCGUAGGCCUGGACGAUCAGGGCAAGCGCAAGGUCAAGCUGCUGUCCGUGGGAGUCAUCGCCAUCUUCUCCAUCUGCUACGCGCCCUACCACAUCCAGCUGCUCGUGCGCUCCAUCGCUUUUAACACCUUACAGUUUACGGAUUACUGUAAGUUUGAACAAGAUCAACACUUUUACUUCUCUUUCACUCUGGCCAUGUCGAGCCUGAACAGCAUGGUCGACCCGCUGCUCUACGUCUUGGUGAGUAACGGGAUGCGGGAAAGCGUGUGGAUCUGCUGCGGCAGCAAAAGCUCCACAGGAACCUUCACCAGCAGGAAGUGUGAAAAGACUCAAACAGAACGGAACUCGCCCCAGUUAACGGGAACUUCCAGUGAGAUUACAGUGAGAUUAGCGAGGUGACCUUUAACCUUUAGCCUCUGACUACAAGCAGAUGCCGCGUCACCGUCCGCGCUGUGUAUUAAAGAGAGCAGUUUUGUUUGAAACACUGGUGGAUAGAAUUUGAUUGGUCUCCUGAUGUGUCAGUCACAUGACCUCUUUCUAUGUAAAGAUUUGGGGCUUGUUAGUGUUUUUAUAACAAAAAGUACCGAGAGAUUCAGGAAAGAAGUCUGAAAAGGAGCUGAGAAGAGCUGGUACAGUUCAUUUUCCUGCAGUGGAUACAGGAGUGAGUGUGACUAAGUGUGUGUGUGUGUGUGUGUUCACUGUAUAUUGUGAUGAACCAGCGUGUUGAGUAUACUUCAGUAAAAAAAACAUCAUGACUGAUGAUAAAAGACUGCAGAAGUGCAGACAGGGGAACUUCCUGUUUACUGACGAACGUGUCACACCCUGACGUGAACGCAGCACAAAUACAUCGCGUGUGAACCAGACAGACGUGUUCAGGAGAUUUUAAUCUUAUUUUUUGUGUUCAUGUGUUAAUCUGAACACUAUCCUCCUGAUGAAGGAUGGACUUACACUUUCUAAAAUCCUUUAAAUCUCUCCUACACACAAGUCUAAAUUCUCAGCUCCAUGUGGCUCUUAUUUAUUAAAAAUAAUGUUUUUGCUUCAUUCAUUUUUAUAAACUUUUAAAAUGUUAAGAAUUUUAAAUAUCACUAUUUAAAUAAGUGUAAAAUGAAUCUCUCUAAACUCCAAAUAAACUCCAUGUUUCUUUGUGUGUGUGUGUGUGUGAGACAAAACACCAUGUAUAUGCACCUGCUGCAGUAAUGGAGAUGUGUGUAAAGCGCCCUCUGCUGCCUGAGAGAAAAAUUACAAUAAAACAACAACAAUUUAUUUC
Messenger RNA from Clarias gariepinus (North African catfish), 2219 nucleotides. It is a transcript of the gene gpr184, whose product is annotated as G protein-coupled receptor 184. Gene Ontology annotation, cellular component: membrane. The coding region runs from base 209 to 1351 and encodes 380 amino acids. The transcript is spliced from 2 exons. NCBI's taxonomy places the organism in Eukaryota, Metazoa, Chordata, Actinopteri, Siluriformes, Clariidae. Gene Ontology annotation, molecular function: G protein-coupled receptor activity. Gene Ontology annotation, biological process: G1/S transition of mitotic cell cycle; negative regulation of G2/M transition of mitotic cell cycle; G protein-coupled receptor signaling pathway. The record is from RefSeq and is a predicted model, not a curated record.